Messenger RNA from Perca flavescens (yellow perch), 1663 nucleotides. RefSeq lists its product as uncharacterized. Bases 207 to 1610 code for a protein of 467 amino acids. The transcript has 10 exons. NCBI's taxonomy places the organism in Eukaryota, Metazoa, Chordata, Actinopteri, Perciformes, Percidae. Gene Ontology annotation, molecular function: glycosyltransferase activity. The record is from RefSeq and is a predicted model, not a curated record. Gene Ontology annotation, cellular component: cytoplasm.
UGAAGCGACUCGGAGGUCAACAGCGCUCUGGGUGUGUUUGACGUCUCAAUUCUAAUAUUUGGAAAAUAUUUCUUCCUUUGCCAGGCGAAAAGGAAGAUUACAGACGGUAUAUUUUUACAUGAACACCUGCGUGAGAAAAGUGUCUCCACCUGGAAUCACAGAGACGUAUCUGAGCUGGAAAACCAGCAUUGCUGAGGACAUUUGUGAUGGGCCACAAUCAUCUCCUACCUCAAAUGAAGAAGUUCAAACGGCUGGUGUACAUCAGUCCAUUCAUCUCCAUCCUCUUUCUCAUCCUGCUGCUGUGGUUCUACAGGCCUUUCAGGACCAUCCAGUCCUCAACCCAGUACUACCGGGAAACCACUAAGAUGCCAUUGCAGCUGAAAGUGACUCCACCAUCACAAAUAGCUCCUCAGGGACAAAAAUUGUCUCUUGUGGCGGUUAACGGGACCAAGACGGUGCUGGUGGCAGCUUAUCAGGAGCACCGCACAGAGAGAAAGGAGGUUCGUGUCAUUGCCGUGGUGCUGAGGAGCGAGAAGGUUGCCUAUCGCUGCAUCCUCCGUUGUCAGGAGAAACGACACAACUCUUCUGGUGUCAUCAACAUCCACAAGGAUCACUUUGACUUUGCGUACGGGACAGCAGACAUCAUGUGUCCUCUCCCCUCAGGCUGUGAGACCCCAUCUCAUAUCGCUGUGACCUCUGAUGCAGCUUUCUCCAAAGAUACACUCAUCGCCAACACGUUUUUAGAGGUGAAGAACCGGAAGGCGCCGAGUGACUCCUUUCCUUACAACUUCACCGUCUGCAUCUCCACCAUGUUUGAUUUCACCAAUGUGCUUCAGCUGGUCCAGAGUUUGGAAAUACUGAAGUUACUCGGGGUGAACCGAGUGGUCGUCUAUAAGACAAGCAGCAGCCCUGAAACGCAGAGCAUACUGGACUACUACACAAACAAAGGUUUUGUAGAGGUGAUUCCUUGGUCUCUGUCCAAAUUUGUGAAUGUAUCUCGAGGCUGGCUGCCCGAACACGGUCCAGGUGACAUCCACUACCUCGGCCAGAUUCCUGCUCUCAGUGACUGUGUUUACAGAUACAUGUACCAAUCCAGAUACGUGGCCCUGCAUGAUAUGGAUGAGCUGAUACUGCCCCAGUCAGUCAACAGUUGGUCGGAGCUGUUGCCUCUGCUGGAAAACAAAUAUGGCGCUGACCGGUGUUACAUGUUUGAGAAUAACGUGUUCCCCAUCACCGUCACGCUGCGUCCCCCCACCUCGCAACCCCUGCCCCCGCAGGACUGCUGCCCCGGCUGGCACAAUGUGUCCGGGGUCAACAUCCUGGCUCACCUGUACCACGAACCCAUCAUCUCAGAGACCCACUACAGCAACUUCAAGAUCAUCGUCAACCCCCGGGCUGUGUUCUCCCCGACCGUCCACGGACUGCGGAGCUCAAAGAACGGCUGCUCCUGGGUCGACAGGGAUAUAGCACGGAUGUACCACACAAGAGCUCCGAGGCAAACCAAGCUGACACCAGACCAGCUGAUUUAUGACGGCCGACUGCUGAGCUACAGCGCCCGCCUCAUACCAAACGUCAAUGCGGUGUUCAAAGAGAGUUUUAAGAAACAAUAAAUACUCUGCUUUGAAAACUGCUUUGCACCUUCAGCAGAGUGAAGCUCAGAAAG